CGACCAAAUUGCAUCAGACGUGACAGCUGUGUCACACGUUUUUUUAGUUGACCUUCAAUUAUUGCGUACCUGCCUAAUUUCUACUUAUUUGUGCUAGACAAAUUAUAAUCGGAAAUCCCGCUGGGGUAAGUUUCCAUGCAUUGCUUUAAUACUAUUGUAAGGUGUUCUUCUUGCUAAAUUUCUGUCUAAAGCAGCUGUUCUUAGUUCACUUUGUUUGCUGGGACACUGUGACCUUUGGACCCGGCAACGUGGCCCAAGCUCUGCUAAUGCUAGCCUUGUCUCUGCGCUUCCAGGAUUUUUUUUUACGUUCUACUUUAAAUCCUUGCUACGCAACGUUUUACCUGGCGGUGAGUGAAAGACCAGACCUGAUCCUGUCUGGAACUACGUGGGUCCUGCUGGAGACCUGGAAGUGCAACCUGGGAAGGAGCUGGGCCGUCGUUGGAGCUACACCACGGUUCAGGCCAGUGUUCCCAGUGUACCUUCUACCUCAAGAUCUAUUCGUGGUUAGGGCAACAGAAGUUGGCUUAAAUAAAGUCUCAAUUUCUACCAAAUUGUGUACUUUAUUUGGACCCCUACCUACCUACCUGUCGGCCAGCCUGACUACCAGGUUCACCAACGGCCGCAAGGUUAUAAAAUGCGCGAAUGAAUCCUGCUGUUCACCACCGAGAAGUGCAUUUAAAUCUGUGCUUGCGGAUACUUUCAUGCCUCCACCUUGCCCAAUACUUCAAACUCCAAGCAAGCUCGUAGUACCCAGUUUAUUAGACAAAGGAACAUCCAAGUUUUCGCCACUUCUUGUGAGGUUGUCCGUUGAUCUGUCACCUCCUCUAGAAGAGUUUAAGCAGAUGCCUUACGAUUUCUUUUGUCCAUCUGUACAAUUCGACCUGAAGAAAAAAGUAUGUCCAACCUGUGGAAUCUACGUGCAUGACAAAACUGUCCCAGACCAUUGUGAAACUAGAGUACAGCCACAGCGCCUUGCUGCCAGAAGGGCGAAUGAGCUUCUCUGCAUUAUGCGUCGUUAUGAAACAUCGUCUGAGGAUGCUGACUGGCUCGACGAAGACGAAGUUGAUGCAAGUGUCUUAACAAUUCCAGCACCGUCUUCGUCUGCGCUUCAGAUGCCAGUGAUGAAAGAAUCUGAGUGGCUAGCAAACCCAUGGACAGAGGAGCAGCAAUUUUAAUCGAAUUGUUUUUAUAGACCUACUUAGAUACUUACUUGAUUAAUAGUUGAUUAUUUUUUAAUUUUGUUAAAAUAUGAUUUUAUUUCGAGUAAAAUGUUUAAUUUCAGUUGGGUUUCCAUUUAUAAUUGCAUUGUCAAAGAUUAAAAUAAAAAUGUUAUUGUAUUUUAAGAGUUUAUUAAAUAGGAGAAUAAAGGAUGAAAACAAUUGUGUAAAGCCAAAAAAUUAUAAAAUAAAAUACGCAGGUGUUGCGGAUAAAAAAUCUCUUGUUUUAUUUAGUACGUAUUAUUACCGUUAAAGUUCCAGUAUUUGAGAAACAGAGGACGUGGAGGAUACCAUACUGGACGAGGACAAGGAAGACGAAGCAGUACAGGACAACAGGACACCGGACAAGAAGACAAUACAAAGCAAGGCAUGACACAAGACAACGAGGAAGAGGAAAUCAUUGGAGAUAUGGACACAGAAGAGGACGAGGAUAUGGCAAUAGAAGAGACAACUGGACCAGGGAACAGAGUGAUGCAAAUUUAGCAGGUUAUGAUCAUAAUGCAUUCAUGAGCAAUGCAUUGCAAGGUAACACGUCUCACGAUAAUAUUAAUAACUAGCUUUUGCCCGCGGCUUUGCUCCCGUCAACUGACUUCUCUACUUUACCCUAUUUUUUUCCCAUAAGAACCUUCUCCUGACAAUAACAAACACAACAACAAAAGAAUUAGCCAAAUUGGUCCAGGCGUUGUUGAGUUAUGCGCUUACCAACACAUUUUGCGAUUCAUUUUUAUAUUAUAGAUUAAGAAUUUUAUAUUGAUUCUGGAUGUACUGAUAGUUUAAAUAAAAUAAAUACAAAAGAUUAUUUUACAGAAUAUAUUGAAUUAAAGGUAAAGUAAAGGGGUAGGCAUUGUGUUAGAUAAGAACUUGAAAGAAAGUGUGAUAGAUGUAAAGAGAGUGAAUGAUAGUUAAGUUAGAGAAAGUUUGAUAAUAAAUGUUAUAAGUGUGUAUGCUCCUCAAGUCGGUUGUGAUGACAGGGUGAAAGAACAAUUUUGGACGGAUUUCGAUGCAGUAAUGAUGAAUGUGCCGACGAAUGAACAGGUAUUUGUGGGAGGAGACUUUAAUGGCCAUGUUGGCAGAAUGAGAGGGAAUUAUGAAAGAGUGCAUGGAGGGUGGGGGUUCGGUUGCCAGAACGACGAGGGUGAAGCCCUGCUACAGGCUGCUACUGCGUUUGACCUAGCAGUGGUAAAUACGUGGUUCCAAAAGAACAUCGAACAUCUGAUCACUUAUAAAAGCGGUCACCACGUAUACACACAAAUAGAUUACUUUUUGGUCAGACGCAGCAGUUUAAAGAACAUCAAAGACUGCAAGGUGAUACCAGGCGAAGCUGUAGUCUCGCAGCACCGACCCCUAGUUAUGGAUGUGAUUUUAACUACCCGGCCAAAAGCCAAAGAGAGACGGCCCCCCGAAAUCAAAUGGCUAUGUUGGGGAAGGCUGAAUUAGCCCAGGAAUUUAGAUAAGUAGUGGUUGAUAAGAUGAUUGAAAUGGGAGAAAUGAAUGAAAAGAAUGUGAAUGAUUGCUGGAGUGGAAUGGCGACGUGUAAAAGGGAAGCGGCAAGAAGCAUU
Messenger RNA from Helicoverpa armigera (cotton bollworm), 2776 nucleotides. RefSeq lists its product as uncharacterized. The coding region runs from base 267 to 1175 and encodes 302 amino acids. The transcript has a single exon. Lineage: Eukaryota; Metazoa; Arthropoda; Insecta; Lepidoptera; Noctuidae. The record is from RefSeq and is a predicted model, not a curated record.